CAACCGCAAACAAUUCUUAAGUUGGACAAACCAAAAAAUCUGGGAAAAAAACAAAGACUUCCUCAGACACAUACAGAUUUCAUUAUCCAUCCAAAAAAGAAUACACAUGGCAAAAUAACAAUGGAGCUGCAACAUGAAUUGAUUACAUUUGGCUGUCUCCAAAUUCAAACUGGAGAUGAUCAAAUAAUACCACACAACACAUCUCUCAAAACAAAUGCAUUCAAUAAUAAAGCAACAAAGGCAAAGCAAUGGAAGCUAUUCCAAGAAAACCUGGACAAGAAAAUAGAAUGGCAAGAAGAAUUACACAACACCACCCAUAUGUCAGUAGAAAGACUCUGGAACAUCACCUGGAAUAGUAUCUGCACAGCAGCAAAAAGACAUGUCAGGAAAGCAAAUCCAAAAAAGACCCCACAUGCAAACAAGGAAAAAACUACUCCCAAUCAUACAAUCUCAACCAAAAUAUCAGCUCAGUUUAUAACCUUGAGAAACUUGUACAUCUAG
Molecule: messenger RNA, 501 nt
Organism: Acaulospora morrowiae
Lineage: Eukaryota; Fungi; Glomeromycota; Glomeromycetes; Diversisporales; Acaulosporaceae
Source: the annotation of a GenBank genome assembly